AUGUUCGCUGUCCCAGGAUGGUCGCUUUCGAGCGAUGCUCUGAAGCCCCAGACUCAGGCCGCCAAGCCUCAGAAUGAGUCCGAACAGAAGGAUACCAAGCUUAAUGCGAAGAACAACAAGCGCAAGCGCGGCAAUGGCGCUGUCAACUCAGGCAAUGUAGAUGAGAUGUACCGCCGGCAUAUCGAGGGCCAGACCGGAGGCCCUGCAAAAGGUGGAAAGGGUGCGAACACUCCCGUGAAGCCAGAGCAGAAGCAAAAGCAGAAGAAGGAAAAGAAAGAGAAGCAGGCACCCGAGGCCACACCCGAGAAGCCUGCCAGCGAAGCUGUCGCCCCAAGCGCCGAGGCAGACCAAGGCGACGAAAAGGCACCCAAGAAGAAGCAGAAGAGAAACAAGAAAAAGAAGGACAAGGACGCCGACGCCUCGAAGCAAACAGACGAUGCAGCUCCCUCAACUGAAGCAGCUCCCGCUCCUGCUCCCGCUGCGCCAGCACCACCACCAGCAUCAAACCUGACACCCCUCCAGCAGGCGAUGCGACAGAAGCUGAUCUCCUCCCGGUUCCGCCACCUGAACGAAACACUCUACACCACACCGUCCGCGAAAGCGCUUGACAUGUUCAAUGCCAACCCGGAGCUCUUCGAUGAGUACCACGCCGGAUUCUCAAGACAGGUGAAGGAAUCCUGGCCCUCCAACCCGGUCGACGGCUACAUCAAGACCAUCCGCCACCGCGGUGCGAUCCCCCUCCCGAAGCGAGGCAAGCCCCUCAACCCAGCAAAGGGAUACCCACUCCCGCGCCGCCCGAAUGGAUCAUGUACCUUCGCCGACCUGGGCUGUGGUGAUGCGGCGCUGUCGCGUGCCCUGACUCCUUCCGCGAAGAAACUGAACAUCAAGCUUAACAGCUACGAUCUGCAAGCUCCCGAUGCGCUGAUCACCAAGGCUGAUAUCUCCAAUCUCCCAUUGGAGGAUGGUUCAGUGGACGUGGCUAUCUUCUGUCUCAGUCUGAUGGGCACCAACUGGGUCUCGUUCGUUGAAGAGGCAUGGCGUGUUCUGCGCGGCGACGGCAAGGGCGAGUGCUGGGUUAGUGAGGUGAAGAGUCGAUUUGGCAAGGUGACGCGCAAGAAGUCGCAGAUCGGCGCCCAGAGGCCCGGUAGCAAGACUGACAAGAAGAAGCCCAAGAAGAAGGGUGGCAAGGACGAUGCUGAUUCUGACUUGGAUGAGGCGGAGAUCUUUGCUGAGGAUGCGCGUCCCUCUGAUAACGGUGAUGAGACUGAUAUCUCUGCCUUUGUGGAGGUGUUCCGCUCUCGUGGCUUCAUGCUUCGUCAGGAGUCUGUCGACAAGUCUAAUAAGAUGUUUGUGCGCAUGGAGUUUGUCAAGCAGGGUGGUGCGCCUACGAAGGGCAAACACGCUUCGGCUUUGAGUGCGCCUGCGGCUCCUGGUAAGAAGCGCUUUGUCGACCGCAAGCCUGAGUCUGAGUCUGGUAUGACUGCUGAGCAGGAGGCUCAGGUGUUGAAGCCUUGUGUGUAUAAGAUCCGCUAG
Messenger RNA from Penicillium canescens, 1533 nucleotides. Its product is annotated as 25S rRNA (adenine645-N1)-methyltransferase. The coding region runs from base 1 to 1533 and encodes 510 amino acids. The record is from RefSeq and is a predicted model, not a curated record. Gene Ontology annotation, molecular function: rRNA (adenine) methyltransferase activity. Gene Ontology annotation, cellular component: nucleolus. Lineage: Eukaryota; Fungi; Ascomycota; Eurotiomycetes; Eurotiales; Aspergillaceae. Gene Ontology annotation, biological process: rRNA methylation; ribosomal large subunit biogenesis. The transcript has a single exon.